AUGUCAAGGGACUCGAAGAAACCCUCAGCACCCAGCAAGGAGCCGAAGACACUGUCGGGCAAAAAGCUGAAGUUUCCACGCCCUCCCCUGUCCCAGUCGUGGAAGCGGGACCGCGAGCAGACCCUGGUGGCGGCCUACGUGCCGGUGGUGGUAGACCCGAAGGGGCAGAGCCUGGACAAGCUUAGGUUCAAGUUCUACACCUCCCAGUACUCCAACUCCCUGAACCCCUUCUACACCCGGCAGAAGCCUACCUGUGGCUACCUGUAUCAGAGGGACAUGGACCACACCCGCAAACGCUUUGACGUGCCUCCUGCCAACCUGGUCUUGUGGCGCUCCUAGGCCCCUCCCAGUCGGGAGACGCCACCUGCACCCUCCCCCGCCACAAUCCUGGGUCCAGGAGGGGAGGGGCACUUGCUCCAGGAGGAGCAGACCAUGCCCGGCCUGAGACAGCUGUGCUGCAGCCGGUGGCAAAGGGAGGUCUCUG
Molecule: messenger RNA, 484 nt
Organism: Lynx canadensis (Canada lynx)
Lineage: Eukaryota; Metazoa; Chordata; Mammalia; Carnivora; Felidae
Gene: CIMIP3
Product: GUCA1A neighbor
Exons: 2
Coding region: 1-339 (112 amino acids)
Source: RefSeq, a predicted model, not a curated record